AUGGCCGCCGAGAAGCCCGACAAGAAGGAGAAGAAGGACAAGAAGCGCAGCGACGAGUCCGGCGUUGCCAAGUCCAAGAAGGAUAAGAAGGAUAAGAAGGACAAGAAGGAGAAGCUCGCCGCCGCCCUCGAGGACAAGCUCCAGAAGGAUGCCGCCGCCCAGAGCGACGCGGCCUCUAAGGCUGUGAAGGCCUCCCCGGCCGACGACAACUCCGACUCGGAGAUGGAGGACAAGUCUGGCGAGGAGGUCGCCCUCGAGCGCACCGUCGUGCCGUUCGCCGUACCAUUGGCCGACGACAAGGGCCAGAAGAAGGUCUACAAGGCUAUCCGCAAGGCUGCCAAGAACAACACCCUCAAGCGCGGCGUCAAGGAGGUCGUCAAGACCCUCCGCAAGUCCCCCCCCUCUGCCCCCGGCUACACCUCCUUCCCCGGCGUGGUCGUCAUCGCCGGCGACAUCUCCCCCCAGGACGUCAUCUCCCACCUCCCCGUCCUCUGCGAGGACCACAACGUCCCCUUCAUCUUCGUCUCGUCCCGCGCCGAGCUCGGCGCCGCGGCCAAGACCAAGCGCCCCACCAGCGUGGUCAUGAUCAUGGAGAAGCCCGACGGCAAGAAGAAGGCCGCCGCCAAGGACGACGCGGCCGACGGCGAGGACUUUGGCGAGACCUACGCCUCGCUGGUCAAGUACGUGCAGAAGGAGUACUCAAAGCAGGGAUUCUGGGUCAAGGGCGAGUCGAAAGCAUAG
Messenger RNA from Clonostachys solani, 741 nucleotides. Lineage: Eukaryota; Fungi; Ascomycota; Sordariomycetes; Hypocreales; Bionectriaceae. The record is from the annotation of a GenBank genome assembly.